Messenger RNA from Vicia villosa (hairy vetch), 2976 nucleotides. Its product is annotated as linoleate 13S-lipoxygenase 2-1, chloroplastic-like. The record is from RefSeq and is a predicted model, not a curated record. The coding region runs from base 577 to 2772 and encodes 731 amino acids. NCBI's taxonomy places the organism in Eukaryota, Viridiplantae, Streptophyta, Magnoliopsida, Fabales, Fabaceae. The transcript is spliced from 8 exons. Gene Ontology annotation, biological process: lipid oxidation. Gene Ontology annotation, molecular function: protein binding; metal ion binding; oxidoreductase activity, acting on single donors with incorporation of molecular oxygen, incorporation of two atoms of oxygen.
UUUAAAUUGUUAACCUUGUAGAUUCAUCCCGCUAUACUUGAAACACUCGCUGCCGCAUUAUAGAAACUCAUUUCUUGUCAUUUCUUCUCCACUUCUUUUCAUUUCGUCAUAACAAUCAAUGCCAAAUCAAAGUUCAAAUCUUUCCAAUAUAACCCAUGUCAGAUACAAAUAAAUACAUCUUUAAUAAUACCGCAUAUAAAAAAUAGUGGGAAAAAUAUCCUUCAAAUUUUUUUGUUCCUAUCCAAUAAUCAAUAAAUUUGCUUACAUUUUCACCAUUAUUAAUAUUCUACACCAAAUUGUUAGCAAUGCAACAUAUAUUAUCAUAUAUUCUAUCGCAGCCAACAUUCAUAAUAUCAUGCCACCACAAAGAAUCAUUGCUGCCUAUGAUAAUUUCAUGUCUAUUUGUGAUUUUUUAGCAAAGAGACAAAAUUAGAGAAGAGAAGAAUCAAAGGUUAUGUUCGUUUGACGAAUCGAUCAGCACAAGAAGUUAAAUAUGAAGCUGAAUUUCAAGUACCAGGAAAUUUUGGAGAGAUAGGUGCUGUUCUUGUGGAAAAUGAACAUCGAAAGGAAAUAUUCAUGAAAGAAAUUGUUCUUGAUGGCUUUCUUACCGGUCCUGUUAAAUUCUCCUGUGAAUCCUGGGUUCACUCCAAGUUUGACAACCCUACUAAGAGAGUGUUUUUUUCUAACAAGUCAUAUUUGCCUUCUGAAACACCGGAAGGAUUGAAAAUGUUAAGAGAAGGGGAACUAAUAAGUUUACGAGGCAAUGGACAAGGCGAACGCCAAUGGUUUGAUCGAAUAUAUGACUAUGAUGUGUAUAAUGACCUCGGAGAUCCUGACACCGAUCCCAAACACAAGAGACCUGUUCUCGGUGGCAGUGAACAUCCAUAUCCUAGACGUUGUAGAACCGGAAGACCUCGUUGUAAUACUGAUCCAUUGUCUGAGAAAAGAAGUAACAAUGUCUACGUGCCUAGGGACGAAUGCUUCUCUGGUGUAAAACAACUCGUAAUUUCAGAAAAUACCUUACAGUCUGUUUUCAAUCCUCUUUUCUCGGGUUUGAAAACAUCUGUAAUUGACAAGAAUCUUGGAUUCCCUCUUUUCUCAUCCAUAGAUGACCUUUUCAAUGAAGGAUAUACCUUGCCUCCUCAAAAGGAGAAAGGAUUUCUUAGGACUGUAUUGCUGCGGUUGGCCAGGCUUGUCAAUGAUGCUACGGUUCUUCGUUUUGAGACUCCCGCCACAGUGGACAAGGACAGAUUCUUUUGGUUUAGAGAUGAAGAAUUUGGAAGACAAACUAUAGCUGGUCUUAAUCCUUGUUGCAUCCAAUUGGUUACGGAAUGGCCAUUGAAAAGCAAACUUGACCCUAAUAUUUAUGGCCCUGCGGAAUCAGCAAUAACUACGGAAAUAAUUGAACAACAAAUCGGAGGACUCCUUACUAUUGAAGAGGCCAUAAAACAGAAGAAGUUGUUCAUCCUAGACUACUAUGAUUUUUUCUUGCCAUUAGUAGAGGAAGUUAGAAAACUUGAAGGCACAACAUUGUAUGGAUCAAGGACUUUGUUCUUUCUGACAACCGAUGGCGCAUUAAGACCACUAGCAAUUGAGCUAGCUCGGCCGCCGAUGAAUGGAAAGCCACAGUGGAGGCAAGUGUUCACACCUUCUUGGCACUCAACUGAGGUUUGGCUUUGGAGACUUGCCAAAACUCAUGUCCUUGCUCAUGAUGCUGGCUUUCACCAACUUGUUAGUCACUGGUUGCGAACUCAUUGUAGUACAGAACCAUACAUCAUUGCAACAAACAGGCAACUCAGUGCAAUGCAUCCAAUCUACAGAUUAUUACUUCCACAUUUUAGAUACACACUGGAAAUCAAUGCACUUGCGCGUGAAAAACUAAUAAAUGUAGAUGGAAUAAUAGAGAGUAGCUUCACUCCUAAACAACUUUCCCUCUUAUUAAGUUCAAUAGCCUAUGAUAAACACUGGCAAUUUGACUUACAAGCCCUUCCCAAUGACCUUAUCCAUAGAGGAUUGGCAGAAAAAGAUCCAAAUGCCCCUCAUGGCUUGAAACUGGCCAUAGAAGAUUACCCUUAUGCAAAUGAUGGUCUUGUUCUUUGGGAUGCUAUCAAAUCUUGGGUCACUGAUUAUGUCAACCACUACUAUAAUACAGAUACAAGAAAUGUUGAGUCAGAUAAAGAAUUGCAAGCAUGGUGGAAUGAGAUUAGAAAUGUUGGACAUGGUGACAAGAAAGAUGAACCUUGGUGGCCUAAUUUGAAAACAAAUGAAGAUCUUAUUGGAAUAUUGACGACCAUUGUUUGGAUAACAUCAGGGCAUCACGCGGCGAUGAAUUUUGGUCAGUACACUUAUGCGGGAUAUUUUCCUAAUAGACCGGCCAUUGCGAGAACCAACAUGCCUACAGAAGACCCCUCUGAUCAAGAGCUUGAACUUUUCUAUAAUAAACCAGAAGUGACAUUGUUGAAGUGUUUUCCUUCGCAAAUUCAAGCAUUGACGGUGAUGACAGUGUUGGAUAUUUUGUCUACUCAUUCCCCGGACGAGGAAUAUCUUGGACAAACGAUUGAGCCGGCUUGGGAAGAGGAACCAAUGGUUAAGGCUGCUUUUGAAAAGUUUAAAGGGAAGUUAAUGGAGCUUGAAGGUAUAAUUGAUAAGAGGAAUGCUGAUAAGAAUCUGAGGAAUAGAAAUGGUGCUGGGAUUUUGCCUUAUGAGCUUUUGAAGCCAACUUCAGAACCUGGUGUAACAGGAAAAGGUGUUCCAUAUAGCAUCUCUAUUUGAUUUUAACACAUGUUGUAGAUUAGUCUAUGUUGUAUUUAAUUGUGUUUCCUUGGUCUUUAAAUGUUCUAUUUUGAGCUCACUGUAAUAAAAUGUAAUUAGUAACUUUGAAUAAAGUGUUACUGUGGUAUUUGGAUCGAACAUUAGUCUUGACAAAUGUAGCUUCAUGGUUGGAGAAAGUAGUGUUGUAGUCGAAGUCUGUUCUAA